Paramecium sonneborni is the source of this 804-nucleotide messenger RNA. Lineage: Eukaryota; Ciliophora; Oligohymenophorea; Peniculida; Parameciidae. The record is from the annotation of a GenBank genome assembly.
UUAAUGAAACAAUAUUUGCUUAUGAUGACAAUUAAUUGGUGCUUGAGUCAAAUAAUUGUUAAUAAAGAGGAGAAAUGUAAAUGUUCAGAUCUUAUUUUUGAAAAUGAGUGUGAUGAUUAUGAGAUUUGUCAAUUCAUUGAUGGAAAGUGUUCAGAUAUACCUUGCAAGACUUAUUUGACUGUUGAUAAAUGUUUACAAAACCCUCAUUGUUCAUGGAAUAAUUAAUAAUGUAAGAACUUUUAAUCUUGUCUGUAUUUUAUUGUCACAACUUCUACAGAGUGCUAAUAAUUAAAUCAUAACUGUACUUUCAAUGAAACUACUAAAAUAUGUAAUGAAUAAUAACCUUGCUCAUCAUUUAAUUUUUCUGAUUGUCUUUUAAUGUCAAUCUCAUAAAAGAGAUUAUGUUACUGGCAAGAAGAUGAAUGCAAAGAGCUCUCAGACUGCAAAGAAGUAACAAAAUCUAAUUAUUUUUGUAAAAACUUUGAACCAAUCUGUAAAGGUUAUGAUGAAACAAUGAAAAAUUAUGAUCCAUGUGAAUAAGCAUAUACUUGUGAACAAUUAAAUCAAACUUAUUGUAGAUUUGCAUAUCCUAAAUUAAAUGGAGAUUAACUUGCUUUAUGUGAUCAAGGUGAAAAACUUGGAGAAUGUGUUGAUUGGAAUCCAUAAAUUUAUAAAUAAAAAGAUUGUUUUGUUAAAUCAUAAGGGUUUUAUCAUUGGACUGGAACUGAAUGUUAAAAAUGUGGUAUAAUGAAUUUAAACUUUAUUUUAACUUUGACAAUGAAUAUUGUUUUAUUAACCUUAUGA